Messenger RNA from Medioppia subpectinata, 1125 nucleotides. NCBI's taxonomy places the organism in Eukaryota, Metazoa, Arthropoda, Arachnida, Sarcoptiformes, Oppiidae. The record is from the annotation of a GenBank genome assembly.
UCAGAAGUAUACCAAACCUAUGAUUACUAUCAACCGGACAGCUAUGAAGACUAUGGGAGAUAUCAUUCUUAUGAGCCAUACUAUUACAGACCCAAACCUAUACCACAUUACACACAUGAAACACCUUACAGACCAGAUUACGGGUCUUAUAGACCAGAACCUUACAUACCAGUUGACACCCCUUACAGGCCAUAUGACAGGCCUUACAGACCAGUUGACAAGCCUUACAGACCAUAUGACAGGCCUUACAGACCAGAGCCGCCGAAAUAUUUCCGAUCCCUGGAUUCGGACGAUUAUUCAGAGGACGAGCACUAUAUAGCAAACUAUAAGCCAACAAACAAGAAGAAACCGAUGUUGAAGAUCAAGGAUUUGCACCAAAUGAAGAUCAAUCGCGGAAUCGGUCAGAAAAAAGACUCAGUGGCCGAAGAGAAGGUCGGACACGGGGUUCAGUCGCGAUCGCCGGGAGUGCAGAAACGGUCGCCGAAAGACGCUUUGGGCCGAAGUAUGUCUCAAAACAAUUGCGGCCAGAGUUUCGAUUUGGCCGAACGAAUAGUGGGCGGAACCGACGCUUCCGAAGGCUCUCAUCCGUGGAUUGUAGCCAUUCUGAAGAACGGCGAGCCCUGGUGUGGGGGCUCUAUCAUUAACCACCAAUGGGUGAUGACGGCCGCGCAUUGUUUUAUGGGAGACGAUCCGCCGGAAACAUCUUCGUGGGCCAUACGGGUCGGCACUAACAACAGAAACAAUGGCCCGACAUAUAAGAUAAAGAAAGUGAUAACUCACGAAAGGUUUAAUUUGGACGGAAUGUUGAACUCAGACAUAGCGAUGAUGAAAGUGGCCAAAGAUAUACAGUUCUCAAACGUGGUUAAGCCGGUGUGUCUGCCGGACAACAGCUACGACGAGCCGACGACCAUGAAGAUGAUAGUGGCCGGUUGGGGCGCCGUUAAGUUCGACGACGACAACCUUCCCGUCAAACUACAGGACGUCACUCUAAAUCUGGUCAAAGACGCCGAUUGCGCCACAAAAUACAAAGAGAAAAAGUAUACACUCUAUAAGUCACAGCUUUGCACCUGGAAUUACAAACAGGACGCCUGUCAGGUAUGGCCACAUCGCAUACCCGUCCCUUAA